Molecule: messenger RNA, 8760 nt
Organism: Elgaria multicarinata webbii
Lineage: Eukaryota; Metazoa; Chordata; Lepidosauria; Squamata; Anguidae
Gene: MYO6
Product: myosin VI
Exons: 35
Coding region: 94-3954 (1286 amino acids)
Biological process (GO): endocytosis; vesicle transport along actin filament; inner ear morphogenesis
Cellular component (GO): endocytic vesicle; ruffle; cytoplasm
Molecular function (GO): ATP binding; microfilament motor activity; actin filament binding
Source: RefSeq, a predicted model, not a curated record
AGCAGCCGCAACAGCGCAGCGCCCGGGCCGAGUCGGCAUCAGCUGGGGACGGAGCGCGGGGGCUACGACGACAGCAGGAAAUAGCUCCUCAAAAUGGAGGACGGGAAGCCUGUGUGGGCUCCGCACCCAACAGAUGGGUUUCAGAUGGGAGCUAUUGUGGAUAUUGGACCUGACUGCUUAACUAUUGAACCUAUAAAUCAAAAAGGCAAGACCUUUCUCGCUGCUAUCAACCAAGUAUUUCCUGCAGAGGAAGACAGUAAGAAGGAUGUGGAGGAUAACUGCUCGCUUAUGUAUUUAAAUGAAGCCACACUCUUACACAAUGUAAAGGUUCGAUACAGUAAGGACAGAAUUUAUACGUAUGUAGCCAACAUCUUGAUAGCAGUGAACCCUUACUUUGAUAUACCUAGACUUUAUUCAUCAGAUUUUGUUAAAAAAUAUCAGGGUAGAUCACUUGGGACACUACCACCACAUGUCUAUGCAAUUGCCGAUAAAGCAUUUCGCGACAUGAAAGUACUCAAGAUGAGUCAGUCGAUCAUUGUGUCUGGAGAGUCAGGAGCUGGCAAGACAGAAAACACUAAAUUUGUUUUACGAUAUUUGACUGAAUCCUAUGGUAGUGGGCAAGAUAUUGAUGACAGAAUUGUAGAAGCUAAUCCACUUUUAGAAGCAUUUGGAAAUGCGAAGACUGUUCGUAACAACAAUAGUAGUCGAUUUGGAAAAUUUGUAGAGAUCCAUUUCAAUGAAAAGAAUUCAGUGGUUGGUGGAUUUGUGUCACAUUAUCUGCUGGAGAAGUCCAGGAUCUGUGUUCAAGGCAAAGAAGAAAGGAAUUAUCAUAUCUUCUACAGGCUGUGUGCUGGAGCUCCUGAAGAAAUAAGAGAAAAAUUGUAUUUAAGUUCACCAGACAAUUUUAGGUAUUUAAAUCGUGGCUGCACUCAAUACUUUGCAACCAAAGAAACCGAUAAGCAAAUUUUACAGAAUCGCAAAAGUCCUGAGUACAUGAAAUCAGGCUCUCUGAAGGAUCCUCUGCUAGAUGACCAUGGAGACUUCAACAGAAUGUGCACUGCAAUGAAGAAGAUUGGCUUAGAUGAUGGAGAGAAGCUGGAUCUCUUCCGAGUGGUGGCUGGCGUCCUACACCUUGGAAAUAUUAAUUUUGAAGAAGCUGGCAGCACGUCUGGUGGAUGCACACUGAAGAAUAAGUCUACCCAGUCCCUAGAAUACUGUGCAGAGCUGCUUGGUUUGGACCAGGAUGAUUUGCGUGUGAGCUUAACUACCAGAGUCAUGCUGACAACGGCAGGGGGCACCAAAGGAACGGUUAUAAAGGUACCGUUGAAAGUAGAACAGGCGAACAACGCACGUGACGCUUUAGCAAAAACGGUCUAUAGCCACCUCUUUGACCAUGUAGUAAACAGGGUAAACCAGUGUUUUCCCUUUGAGACGUCAUCUUUUUUUAUUGGAGUUCUGGAUAUUGCAGGUUUUGAGUAUUUUGAACAUAACAGCUUUGAACAGUUUUGCAUUAACUAUUGUAAUGAGAAGCUGCAGCAGUUCUUUAAUGAAAGGAUUCUGAAAGAGGAGCAAGAACUUUACCAGAAAGAAGAUUUAGGCGUCAAUGAAGUACACUACGUGGAUAACCAAGACUGUAUAGAUUUGAUUGAAGGAAAAUUAGUAGGCGUUCUUGAUAUUUUGGAUGAAGAAAAUCGCCUUCCUCAGCCAAGUGAUCAGCACUUUACUUCAAUGGUACACCAGAAGCACAAAGAUCACUUCAGGCUCUCAAUACCCAGGAAGUCUAAACUGGCUGUUCACAGAAAUGUCCGAGAUGAUGAGGGCUUUAUUAUCAGACAUUUUGCUGGAGCAGUAUGCUAUGAGACGACCCAGUUUGUGGAGAAAAACAACGAUGCUCUGCACAUGUCUCUGGAGUCCCUGAUAUGUGAAUCCAAAGAUAAAUUUAUCCGGCAGCUCUUUGAAUCCAACACUAACAACAACAAGGACCAUAAACAAAAAGCAGGAAAACUCAGCUUCAUCAGUGUCGGAAACAAAUUCAAGACUCAGCUAAACCUGCUGCUGGAAAAGCUCCGUAGUACUGGGUCUAGCUUUAUUCGCUGUAUCAAACCUAAUUUGAAGAUGACAAGCCACAAUUUUGAAGGUGCCCAGAUCCUUUCUCAGCUCCAGUGUUCAGGCAUGGUGUCUGUCUUGGAUCUGAUGCAAGGUGGCUUCCCGUCACGAGCUUCGUUCCAUGAGCUAUAUAAUAUGUACAAAAAGUAUAUGCCUGCAAAGCUGACCCGUUUGGAUCCUAGACUCUUCUGCAAGGCACUCUUCAAAGCACUUGGGUUAAAUGAAAAUGAUUAUAAAUUUGGAUUAACCAAAGUGUUCUUUAGACCUGGCAAGUUUGCAGAGUUUGAUCAGAUUAUGAAGUCUGACCCAGAUCAUCUUGCUGAGCUGGUUAAACGCGUGAACCACUGGCUUAUCUGCAGUCGCUGGAAGAAGGUUCAGUGGUGUUCUCUGUCAGUUAUUAAAUUGAAAAACAAAAUAAAAUACAGAGCCAGUGCCUGCAUUAAAGUACAAAAGACGAUUCGGAUGUGGCUGUGCAAGAGAAAGCAUAAACCACGCAUAGAUGGCCUUAUAAAGGUUCGCACACUGAAGACAAGGAUUAAUAAAUUCAAUGAAGUAGUAAGUGCUCUUAAAGAGGGGAAGACAGAAAUGAACAAACAGGUCAAGGACCUUGAAAUGUCUAUUGAUUCUUUGAUGACCAAGAUCAAGGCCACUGUAAUGCCUAGGCAGCAGAUACAAAGGGAGUACGAUGCUCUAGUUAAAAGCUCAGAACAGCUUCUGAGUUCUCUACAGAAAAGAAAGCAACAGGAAGAGGAAGCGGAAAGGCUGCGACGUAUCCAGGAGGAAAUGGAAAAAGAAAGGAAGAGGCGCGAGGAAGAGGAGCAACGUCGGAAGAAGGAAGAGGAGGAAAGGCGACUAAAGUAUGAGAUUGAAGCGAAAAGAAAACAGGAAGAAGAGGAGAGGAGAAAAAGGGAAGAGGAAGAAAAACGAAUUCAGGCUGAAGUUGAGGUACAGUUGGCAAGAGAGCGUGAAGAAGCAAACCAGCAGCAGGCAGUUCUGGAACAAGAACGCCGAGAUCACGAGCUGGCCAUGAGAAUUGCUCAAAGUGAAUCGGAACUCAUAACUGAUGAAUCUCAGCUUGAUCCAGGAUUGCGCAGACCCAAUGGACCAAGGUGUCAAAUGACAGCGGAACAAAUGGCCAAAGAAAUGUCAGAAAUGUUGUCUAGGGGACCUUCGGUUCAAGCCACCAAAGCUGCAGCUGGCACUAAAAAACAUGACCUUAGUAAGUGGAAGUACGCAGAGCUACGUGAUACAAUCAAUACCUCUUGUGAUAUUGAACUGCUGGCAGCUUGCAGGGAAGAGUUUCACAGGCGGCUAAAAGUUUACCAUGCUUGGAAGUCCAAGAAUAAGAAACGUAAUACAGAAACGGAACAGCGUGCUCCCAAAUCAGUGACUGAUUAUGAUUUUGCACCAUUUAUGAACAACUCAACUCAACAGAAUCCAACCAGUCAAUUGUCUGCUAGGCAGCAGCAGGAGAUGGAAGUGAAUCGGCAACAGCGUUACUUCCGUAUCCCCUUCAUCCGCCCAGCAGAUCAAUACAAGGAUCCCCAGAACAAGAAGAAAGGAUGGUGGUAUGCACACUUUGAUGGACCAUGGAUUGCUCGUCAGAUGGAACUUCAUCCUGAUAAACCACCCAUCUUGCUAGUGGCUGGCAAGGACGACAUGGAGAUGUGUGAGCUGAAUCUUGAAGAGACUGGCUUGACGCGUAAGCGUGGUGCUGAAAUUUUGCCGAAGCAGUUUGAAGAGAUUUGGGAGCGCUGUGGGGGGAUCCAGUAUCUUCAAAAGGCAAUUGAGAGCAAGCAGGCUCGGCCUACUUAUGCAACUGCUAUGCUGCAGAACCUGUUGAAAUAAAUACGCCCUUUUCACAUUCAGCGGUGUUUUGAGAGCAUCUCCUACCUUAACAAUAAAGGGAAAAAGAUCCUCUGAGUAAACAGAGGGCACUUAAACAUUCCAUAAUCGUAUAGAGAUGUUUAAUAUAAAGUAAACAGAUUUUAUUAAUGUGGCAGUUUUUAAAUUGUACUUCCUAUGUUUGUGUAGUGAAUUCAACUAGUUCUGUGGCUUUAAGCAUUUGUUUCAGUCAAGUAUGUGGUUUGCUUUUGUUCAUACAUUGACUCUUACAUAUAGCAUCUGUUGUAACACUAAUAAUACUGCAGUGUAAAAUUACACACUACCGGGAUCUAAGCAUUUCCUCUUCUUCUUACAGUGUACUUUAUUUGUAAUAUGUUAGUUCCGUCACGGUAGCGUAGCAUCAAGAGUACACUACAUCUUCUAACUGGAAUUGUGAGGCCUUAAUGUUAACUUCUUUUAUACAGAAGUUAAAGCAACUUUUAUAAGAUGAAAAACUUUUGUGUGCGGAUUCUGAAAGCUGCUCGACAUCUAUAUAUAGAUUUAUGAAAAGGCAUUUUGGGAAAAUGUGUCUUAGGUAGAUUACAGGGAUUCAAAUAUUGAGAACAGGAUAAUUGUGUCUGAAGUACUUUAGCCAUGGAGAUACAUUUUAGUGCACAGUGAAGCAUUUAUGUUUGUGUGUGUGUGUGUUGCUUUUUAAACAACUUUUUAUUUUUACAAUGCAAAUUUCUUCAGGCAAUUCAGUUUUAUUUUUCUCUCAUCACUUUCUUUGAAAUCCUUUCUUAGAUGGAUGAAGUUAAAUAUAUUUCACAAAUAUGACCCAAGAUAUAUCUCUAGUAAUGUUUAGGACUGAGAGCAAAAAGGGAAAUGGAUUCUGUUUUUCAAGUCUAAUUGGAGUAUUGCAAGCUGAAUUUUGUACUUUCUUUGUACUUCACUGAAAUGCACAUGAAUUAGGUGGCUUCUGUCAAAAUUUUCCAGACUCUUGAUGAGUCUCACAGCACUGGAAUGUCUAAUUACGAUAUGCCCCUUCAAAUGGCUUAACUUCAUAGUGUUAAGGUAAUAAACUUUUUCUUCUAAUCUUAUAGAUCUUUUUGUAGCUAAUCUCCCAAUACCAGGCUUUGUGGAUUCCUUUCUUUGCCACAGUACCCUUGAUGGUAAUUAAUUUGUUUAUGUAUAACAAUUACUUGUUUCACACAGAUUUAAGUUGCCUUUUGUUGAUGUUGCUGGAUAGCCCUAUUGCUGGCUAAUAUCAACAGAUUAAACCUUGGUAUUAUCUUAGUGUUAAGAGAUUUGAGGAAAUUAAAAAAAUGCCUGGUUAUAAAAACAGUAACUACAGAUUGCACUUGGGGAAACUUUCUUUUCUUUAUUACAUUAAAAAAGCUAAUUAUAUUUCUGGGCUCUAAUUUUUAAAUCUUCAAAUGUACUUUCUUAAUACAGCAUUAUCACUGCCUUCUGUCACAGCAUGGCUCGCAGAAAAAUUCUCCAAGUUGUUGGAACUGUAAAAGUAAAGAGCUACAUGCCCCUAUGUCUGUUUCCUUUUGGCUGAGGUGGGCAGGCACAACAAUUCAGCAAAUUUAUAUACUUCCAAUAUUAAGAGAUGUCCUAAAACUUUGUAGGCUGUUGAAAACUGCUAUUUCUUUCCAUCAUCACGUAAUCUACAAAAUCGUUUUCGUGAUCCAAGUACGCCAACCCACUGAAUAGAUGGUUGGCAUGGUCAUCUUUGGCACUCUUGAGCUAAAUUAAGUUUCUCCCAACCUCAACAGUUGAUUUCCAGUAUCAAAGCUGUCUACACUAAAAAUCCAUCAGAGGUUGCAUUUGCAGCCUUGAUCCAGCACUGAGAAACAUCUAGUGUUUUCUUCUACAAGCAGAAAGCACUUCUGCACGCUCAACUAGGGUCCUUUGGUUUAUUCCCGUUCCUGCUCCCUGAGCUGCAGCCUCUUGCACUGCACGAUAUGCCAUUCCAGAGGCUCCCUUGAUCUCCAGGAAAUGUUUUUAAGACACAAGGGGAAGCAGUGAGGAUGUGCAAACACAGUUGUGUGAAUGUAACUAUGCUUGCAGUUCUUGGGAUCCAAGUUCAUGGGUUCUGAAUGUAGGGAUCUGGCAACAGGAAGCAGAAACUGUGCAUUUUUGCACGUAUAGGGCUUGAUCCAGGGGCCAAUCUGUCUCUAGAAGCCCUUCUUCAGGACUCGUGAGAAUCCUCUAAUCAAGGUGAUAUAUUGUACACGGUGACUAUGUUCUAGUAAAUAUAACUUAAUGACAUGGAAAAGUUGUUGAGCUGAGGCAGGCAAACCUUUUGCAACUGGUUUGCAACUCUGGUGAUGGGUCAGGGUUGCAAGCCAAUGAUGGACAUAGCUGAAGGUGGUAGUGGGCAGUUCCUGGGCUGGCAAUUGGAAUGGCCACAGUCAACAUCUUCUCCCUCCCUCUCCCCCACUCUCUCUCUUUCACACACGCCUUAUCCCCACAUCUAGUCAGAUACACAUUGACAGCCACACAUGCCUUCUCUCCCCCCAUCUUUCAACCUACCCUCCCUGUGCUCUGAGAUCCCAUCACAUUAAAUUGCCACUCCUGCCCAACAGCUGUUCAGAGGGCUGGGGAGUGCAAUUUUGAUGAGGCAGUAUUUUGAUGAGGCCACCUUUGUGUGCCAUCCUCCCCCUAACAACCACACUGCUCUGGGCUGUGGAGAGUGCAGUUUCUGGGGAAGUAUGGUCUGUGGGAUGAUGCUCCCAGGGCACAAUCCUGCUCCCCCUCCCCGCAGUUUGCUGAGCAUUUGAGGGCUGCAGGUAAUGAACCAAGCCUUUUAGUGACAAGAUGAUAGGCUCUGAGAUAGAUGCAGGUUUAUUUUGAAUUCUUGAAGGGUUCUUUCUCUGCCAACUGCUCAGAUGUUUGCUUACCCCUUUUCAUGCCUUAUGUUAAUUAAUCCACAUGCCUUUCACUAAUAUGUUCAGGACUGUCUCAGCAGGGUUUGUUUUUGCACUGGAAUGCAGGCUGCAAAUCUGAUUGGGGAAGGGGUGAGGGGGUGAAGAUUGCUUAACCUCUUCUUUGCAGAUUGUCUCACCCAAUAAAAUUGUCUUUCCUAAGCUGCUUUUCUCCCAGUUGGGGAAUGAUGCAGAGUCCUCCUAUUUUCUGUGGAGGUUGGGAAUGCAGCAAGAAGGGCAAUUCUGAUUGGAAAAGUGGCCUUCAGAGAGAAAGGUUUAGCAACUUCUCCCACCAUUGCUGCCCUAAACUUGCAGUCCUGUACACCUGCUGAAUGAGAGCCUAUGACCGUCACUUUAAAUGGUAUUAAUAUGACACUUUACUGGUACUAUUUGUAUUCAUAUUAAUAUGACACUUUGCUAGUAAACUGGCUUGCUCUAGAUUCAAUUGAUUUUGUAUGGAUUUGUUACAUCACUUGGCUAGCAUAACUAUUUGUAUGGUGAUAAGAUUUAAGGAAAGUGGGGAGGGGUUGUCAAUGAGGACUUGAUUGACUGGAUGUUACUCCAUGAGAUUUUUGCUUCACUCAAUACUCUGUUAAGAGGGAGGCACAUUCCUAAUUUUAACAUGCUGCCUCUCUUGCCAUCUUCCUUAUCCUCCCAAACUGUUUUUUGGGAUGAACAGCAGCAUGCAUAAUUGGAAACGUUGCUUCAGUCUGUGGGUGAAUUCCAGUUGACUCCUACCACUCACUAUCAUUGGCCUGUGUGUAUGAAUGCACUCAUCACAUCAAGUGAUAAAUGUCACGUUUGUAAAAAGUGCAUCUUUUAAAAUCCUUUCUGGGUUAUGAUUCAUGUGUAUGACUUUUAAUCAAGGGAGAAACUAAGAUGCAAUGCAUUACAUCAAUUAGGAACAUGCAAUGUUCCUAAUUGAUGUAAUGCAUUUGUAUCUGGGAAUCUUGAGCCUAUGAACAAAAUGCAUCCUAGGAAAUGGUAAUCAAAUAAACAACCCAAUGUGAUGCCAUAUUCAUUUGGUAGUUAGUUGGGUUGGUAAAUAUCAGCAUGAAAAUUAAUAGGAUUUUUUUUUCACUCUCAAGAGAAGUUAAGCUAUCUGUUACAACGAGGAAGUGUUUCCUGCUCUUUUCUUAUUCAUGAUCUUUCUGAUGUGGAAACCCCAGGAAGACUGACUUACAUACAUCCCUUGAUGUACCUGAACGUGUGACACAUUUUGUUUGAGGGGUUGUGAUGUGAUGACGAAGUUCUCCUUGUAGUGUUUGAUCUGUGAUGACUGUUUUACAUGUUUUGGAUGCAGUUAUUGGGCGAUGAAAAUGUAGGUGUGAACCUACCCUAAGUCUCAGGAUAUAGCAAUCCAAGUCACAUGACCAAGAAUAAGUUGUCCUUCAGAAAACAGCACAAUGUCACUAACAUUCCAUUGGAAAUUUGCUCAUCUUCUGUAGUUGUAUCUAUUUUAUCUCCAACUUAUUUCUCCCUAAACUGUUUAAAGUAGUUUGUCAAAUAACCUUAAUUAUGUACUGAAAAUAGCAGCGAAAUAAAUCCACUCUGUUCAUCUCCCUGGAAUAUUACUUAUUUAAGAGAGAAUGAGAAUGACUGAGAGGUCUUGAAACUUGCAUUUGCUUUUACAAUUUGAAGUACUAGCUAACCAAAUAAAUGGAGAAUACUGGCUUCUAAAAAAACCUGUUUCAUAAAUUGGUUUACAACAGUAUACUAAAUUGGAAAUGAAAUAUUUCAGCACUAAUGGGAUUUUGGGGAGAGUUGCCCUUCUCACUUUCAGACUUUUCCUUUAAACCGGGUUUUGUCUCAAAUAUUUUAAAGCAAGUCAUAACACAGGUUUUCCAUGAUCCAACUAAAGAUGAUUCUGAUGCAAGCAACUUUGAAACGAAUGAAG